AUGCAACUUGCUAAAAUUCCAGUUCAUCCAGAUGCUUUAGAAAAAGAGAAGAUAAAUCCGUAUUUAAAUGACAACAAGCCAUAGAAUAAAUAUCCGAGAGAGAACCUCGUUGAAAAUGAGAAGAAUAUGAGUCUUGGAGGAUCUUACCAGAAUUACAUUUAUAAGUGUGGAGAGUGUUGUGGAAAUUGUUCAGCCUUUUGUCCGUGCAACCCAUUUGUUGAAUAUCCAUACAAGAAAAUAGAAUAAGGUUUCGUUGGAGUCUAUUUAAGAUUUGGAAAGUAUGUGAAAACAAUGCCCCCAGGUUUAUAAUACUUUAAUCCAUGUACCGAUAAAUUAAUAAAAAUCGAUUGUAGAACCCAAAUGAUCGAUUGUUAGAAACAAUAUGUCAUUACAAAAGAUAAUAUUCUCAUAUUGGUUGAUGCAUCUGUCUAUUAUCGAGUGUUGGAACCAAAGAAGGCUAUUUUUUAUAUUUACGACAUUUAAAUGGCUAUUUCAUAGAUAACUUUAGCAGCUAUAAAAAGUGUAAUCGGAGCUUAUACCUUGCAAGAUGUGUUAGAAAAAAGAACAGAAAUUUAAGAUUAUAUCUAACAAUUUGUUGACGAUCACGUAGAUGACUGGGGAAUAGAUAUUGAAUUAAUGAUGAUAAAGGAUAUUCAAAUAAACGAAAGGAUUAAAUCUGCUUUGGCAUAGGCAGCCACAGAACUUAGAGCUGCACAAGCGAAGAUCUUAAUAGCCGAAUCCAAUGUAUAAUCAGCCAAAUUGAUGAAAUAGGCUGCUGAAUUACUCAGUGCCAAUGCAGCCAUGUAGAUUAGAUAUCUUGAUGUCAUCAACAAAAUAGGUAAUGAACAACAAACAAAAGUUAUGAUAAUAUGA
Molecule: messenger RNA, 873 nt
Organism: Paramecium tetraurelia
Lineage: Eukaryota; Ciliophora; Oligohymenophorea; Peniculida; Parameciidae
Exons: 4
Cellular component (GO): plasma membrane
Source: RefSeq, a predicted model, not a curated record